GCGAUGAGGCUAACCUAACCAAAGAUUUGUAUAACUUAACCAAGACCACAGCCUGUCGUUUCCAAUAUGAACAAAUAAGUAAUUAGCGGGGAGAACAAGCAAGAAGUUGUCCAUAGCCAAGCACGAGUUAGGGAGAUCCUAUUGACCUCUGCAUAUUUCCGUUAGGGAACGCAGUGCGCAAUAACUCAAUUCACCUUUGCACUCCUAAACGAUACGGUUUCUUACAACAAUGGCAAUGGAAUUCAGAGGAUAUCCGGUGUAAAUGUACCUGCCCACCGUACAGAGACAUUGAAGGACAGAUCUACAAACAAAAUGUAUCUCUAAAGGAUUGUAACUGCCUUCAUGUUGUGGAGCCAAUGCCAGUUGAUGGAAAGGAUGUGGAGGCGUACUGUCUGCGUUGUGAAUGCAAAUAUGAGGAGAGGAGUUCUGGAACUAUCAAGGUGACUAUCAUAAUCUACCUGUCCAUCCUGGGCCUGCUGUUCCUCUACAUGGUGUACCUGACCCUGCUGGAGCCCAUGCUGAAGAGGAGGCUCUUUGGACACUCACCGCUCCAGAAUGAUGAUGAUGUCGGGGACCAGCAGCCUUUCGCCAACGCCCACAACGUAUUGUCUCGUUCGACCUCUCGUCCCAACAUGCUGAACAAAGUGGAACACGCUCAGCAGCGCUGGAGGAGGCAGGUCCAGGAACAGAGGAAGUCUGUGUUUGACCGCCAUGUGGUGCUCAGCUAAACCCAUCCCCAGGAAACAAAAACCCUGGGUGAAGCAAAAAAUAUUACUGUGACUGGGUGGUCCUUUUUUGCUGUUUUUUUUGUCUGAUUCUUUCCCCGACUUCUGAGCUUCAUCCUUAUUGGUGUUUUGUUCCUCAACAGGACCUGUAUUUCAUGAAAUGUGAUCAUAUAGCUCUAUGUAUUCAGGAGGUGAUCGUAAAGGGUCUCUACAUCAGUAGGUUGAAGUGGGGUGUUGCAUUUGAGACCUUUUACUUAAGAUAAUGCCAGUGUCUGUAUGACUUUGUAUACUUUCUGAUUUAAUAAUACUAAUAGAAAGUUAAAUGUUACAGUUUGUAGCCCCCCCAAAAAAUGGAUAAUGCGUGCCAUUAUGCACAAGCUGAUGAUAAUCUUUGGCUUCUGAUAAAGUAGAAACGAUGUGUGACCGUAUGCACUCUUUUACAGUAAUGUUGGCAGCUUCUGAUAACAGUAAAUGCUUGCCAUGUCACCAAUGAAAUUAGGUGAGACAUUUGAGGGUAGAGUAAAUAAAACAAAAAAUAUCAUGCCAAAAUGAAUCACUCAAGCUAAUGAAAACGUCUACAAUACGUGUAACUGCUACCUAAACUACAGAAGAUGGGAAUGAGUUAGAAACAGUAAAAAUUUGUAAAAUUGUCAAAAAGCAUGUUUUUUAAGAAUUAUGUAUAAUGUAUAAACUUAUUUACAACCUUUUACCCUAAACAACA
This is a messenger RNA of Oncorhynchus tshawytscha (Chinook salmon), 1446 nucleotides long. RefSeq names its product transmembrane protein 9B. Gene Ontology annotation, biological process: positive regulation of canonical NF-kappaB signal transduction. Gene Ontology annotation, cellular component: lysosomal membrane. The transcript has 5 exons. Lineage: Eukaryota; Metazoa; Chordata; Actinopteri; Salmoniformes; Salmonidae. The record is from RefSeq and is a predicted model, not a curated record. The coding region runs from base 357 to 728 and encodes 123 amino acids.